Sceloporus undulatus (fence lizard) is the source of this 1579-nucleotide messenger RNA. RefSeq lists its product as uncharacterized. The record is from RefSeq and is a predicted model, not a curated record. Bases 1 to 765 code for a protein of 254 amino acids. Lineage: Eukaryota; Metazoa; Chordata; Lepidosauria; Squamata; Phrynosomatidae. The transcript is spliced from 3 exons.
AUGAGCGAGGAGCCCCGCUCGCCCAGGCCUCCGCCGUUGAGGAGGAGGAGGGGCCUCGGUUUCAAUGGAGGCGGAAGAGGGACUGAGAGAGGCAGGCAGGAGAAGCGCCCCCGGGAGGGAGGCAAGGGAGGAGGGACCCCCCUCUGGGCCAGGAGCAGCUGGGAGCUACUCCUCCUCCUCCUACCCCCCUUGGAGGGGCCAAAGUGGGGCUCCCCCAGAAGCCCUGCAAGGCUCCCUCCUUGUCGCCUCAGUCUCUUCCUCCUCCUCCUCCUCCUCGCCUUUAAAAGGCUGCAGCACAGUCCCUCCGUCCUGCUCCUAAGUCCACGGCCACCUCACGCCGCCUUCUUGCUGCUCUUGCUGGACGACAUUAAUUCUGGCAAUGCUGUAUAUUAUGAUGGUUGUUGUUGUCAAAGCCAUAACCAUGAAAAGGGAGCCAUCAGGAAGGAGAGCAAUGGACACUGUGUUGAGGUGAUUUGGAGCUGGAUCGAUAAGGCACCAGAGGAUCAACAGCAGCAGCAGCAGCAAAACCACGAUUCAUGGCCACCUUCACGACUUUGCCUUUCGUGCCCAAUGCUGAGAAGGAACAGGGACCAGCCGCCUCAAGAGACCUCUGCCACCUCUGGCUGCAUCGACACUGGAGAAAUAACCCAGUUUGACACCACUUUCACAGCCCUGGUUCAAGGCUAUGUAAUUCUGGGAGUUGGUGCUUGUUGUGGGGCCCUGCUUUGCUCCGCUCUGGCCCCCACAACAAACUCCAACUCCUAGAAUUACAUAGCCUUGAGCCAGACAAAGAGUUAAAGCGGUGCCAAACCAGGUUAUUUCUCCAGUGUGGACACAGACCAGUGUUCUCUCCAGGGUAAGAAGUGGCCAACAUGGGCUCUGUAAUGCAUCUGUGUUAAAAUGCCUCAUUUCCAAUGGUUGUUGAUGUAACUUGCGCAGAUUUGACUCAUCUGAUAAAAGCCAAGGUUAUAUGUUUUGGCGAAACACAACCUUAAAAGUGACAUCUUUCCUGAUCGGAAAUAUUGCUGUGUUUCAUUCAAACGAGAUGACUGACUGCUCCUAUUUAAAAAACCCUACGUCCACAUUGUGGCUAUUAUUAUGCUGUUUUAAGUCUAAAGCUAAGUAUAAAGAGGUUUUCCAGGCCGCAGCCCACGAAAGAAAGAAGGGAGAUUGCGUUGAUGCUUUGUUUAAAAGUGCAAUGCUGGAGCUGUUAGUAAGAGUAACUACAGUACUGCAAUAAUCUUCCUCUCCAUAUGCCACAGUGUUUCUCUGGAAGACGAAACAAUGUGUGUUGCCAGUCUAGCAGUAUGGAGUUAAAUAUCUGCAAAGGGAAGGAUUUUCUUUUUGAAUGGAAAGUGCAGACGUUAUCUGCUUGUCCUCAGUUCUGAGUACAGAAUUACACAAUUUUGAAUGUUGGGAUUCUCUUUUAUUGCUUUUUGUGCAGCCUCCCUGUAUUGAUCACUUCUGUAUUAAUUUUCGGUACUUCUUCCCGAGGCUAAAAUGUUUCCUUUGUAUGUCAUAGAACUGUAUAAAGAUUUAAAUGUUAUUGAUAUUUUAAAUAAAGUUUUCUCUCUUUUAA